CAUGUCUUCUCACAAGACUUUCAGAAUCAAGCGAUUCCUGGCCAAGAAACAAAAGCAGAAUUGUCCUAUUCCCCAGUGGAUUCGGAUGAAAACUGGUAAUAAAAUCAGGUGCAACUCCAAGAGGAGACACUGGAGAAGAACCAAGCUGGGUCUGUGAGGAAGCAUCGCACAUCAUGAAAUAGCAAACAUAAUUGGCCCACGUAUUUUUUUUUUUUGGCACACAUAUUUAAGCCACAUGGAGAUCACAUGUUCCUAUCCUAUCAAUAUGGAAACAUCCUUCCUACCUGGCCAAUAGACAUGUCUUAUCAAGGG
Molecule: messenger RNA, 312 nt
Organism: Nyctereutes procyonoides (raccoon dog)
Lineage: Eukaryota; Metazoa; Chordata; Mammalia; Carnivora; Canidae
Product: 60S ribosomal protein L39-like
Exons: 1
Coding region: 2-157 (51 amino acids)
Biological process (GO): translation
Cellular component (GO): cytosolic large ribosomal subunit; ribosome
Molecular function (GO): structural constituent of ribosome
Source: RefSeq, a predicted model, not a curated record